GCUGUCGCUUUUGACAGGUACACUAAUACAAGCUGAGCUGCAUCAAACGAAAAGAUUGCUGCUACUCGCGACUCAAUUCUACGCAAUGCGAAAUUAUUAAUUGGUUGUUCUAUUGAAUAAAACCUUUGACCAUCCUUCUUCAAGGGGGCUGAAUGCGCUUAGCUUUACGGUGGACGUAAGUUGCUUGUAGCAGGCCAAAAUGGGGGGUGUGAUCGAUAUUUUGUUAUCACUUUCAAUUCCGACUCUGGUCAUCAUACACAUGGUUGUCGCCCCUUACACAAAGGUUGAAGAGUCUUUCAAUAUCCAGGCGACUCAUGACAUCUUAGCAUACGGCACGCCGACGAAGAACGUGUAUCAGCAUUUAUCCUCUCACUAUGACCAUUUCGACUUCCCCGGCGCUGUGCCGAGGACAUUCUUAGGGCCCGUCUUUCUGGCUGGGAUGAGCCAGCCUUUGAUCUCUUUAGUUGGCUUCCAUCAUGCGCAACUCGUCGUGAGAGCCCUCCUAGGCUUGAUCAACUCAGCGGCCCUGUUAACCUUCAAGCAUAAUCUCGGGAGGGCCUUUGGAAGGUCCACUGCAAGAUGGUAUACUGUGCUACAAGCUUGUCAGUUUCAUAUACUGUUUUACGCCUCGAGGCCACUUCCUAACAUGUUCGCGUUUCCUUUGACAACCCUGGCAUUUUCCUAUCUCAUUCCACAUCCUGAUCCAAGAAAACAAGGCGUUCGCUACAAAGUAGCCAUUGCGCUCUUAACCCUGGCCACCGCCAUCUUCAGGUCCGAGUUAGCGAUCCUCAUGGUAACUGUCACGGUAUACGGCCUAAUCUCGCCGCCACGCAUCUCCCUUCCCCAAAUCACCGCGCCAUUUCUAGGCUUCUUCGCAGUUGCGCUGCUCGUAUCAGUCCCGAUAGACUCGUACUUCUGGCAAAAGCCACUAUGGCCGGAGCUCUGGGGCUUCUACUACAACGCCGUGCUGGGCUCUUCGUCAGAAUGGGGUGUCUCGCCUUUACACUACUACUUCACCUCGGCGCUGCCCAAGAUUUUGACAAGCUCGCUGGUAUUACUCCCCUUUGCGCUGUGGAAUCCAGGGACGGCGAAACAAGCGCGCGCUCUGGCCGUGCCGAGCUUGCUCUUCGUCGCCAUAUACUCCAUCCAGCCGCACAAGGAGGCGCGCUUCAUCUUCUACGUCGCGCCACCGCUCACAGCUGCUGCGGCCCUAGGCGCGGGUUACGUGUUCUCCCGACGCACAAAGUCACCCUUUUUUGCCACCGUCUCUCUAGCGAUCCUCGGGUCAGUCCUGGUAUCGUUUGCGAUCAGCACGGUGAUGCUCGGAAUCUCCUCGCUGAAUUACCCCGGCGGCGAGGCCCUCGCGGCGUUCAAGGACCUAGUUGCGUCUACUAAGGACCUAGAUAUACAGACCGCUGCCGUGCACACGGAUGUUUUGUCUUGUAUGACGGGCGUGACGCUCUUCGGGCAGCAUUCUAACUGGCCCCUUGUGGACAAUACUUAUAAAGACAAUACUAUAUCCUUCACAUUCGAUAAGACAGAAGACGAAAUGACGCUUCGAAACCCGGUGUUCUGGGAGAAAUUCGACUACGUCCUCGCUGAAGACCCUGCGAAACCCCUCGGGCCGUGGGAGGUCAUUGGCGUCGUGGAAGGGUUUGCUGGAAUUGAGAUACUUAAACCGGGAUCUUUUGCUACUGGGAAUGCUGAUGUAGAGAGUGCGGGUGAUAGAGUUCUUGGUAGGGGAACACUUGUGAAGAGGGUCAGAGAUAUGGUCAGGAAGACGACGGGCGGCUGGUGGAUUGGUCCGCGCAUGGAGCCGAGGAUACAUAUUCUGCGCAAGGUGAGAGGGGGAGAGGCGAGAAAGGCCGUCACGUCUUGAAUUUCAGGCGUACCGGAUUUCGCUUGCGCUGCGGGGUGCGAGUUUGUUUGCUAUGUAAUUUAUGUAUGAAAACGCUGAAUUUCUUCCAUGAGCAUUGCGUAUCCGCGGGAUGCUGCGUUGCGUGCGCCAUGCUUUCCCGCCGAGAUGAGCUAACCAAAUGACAGUUCGCUUUAACUACCCAUUCUCGCGAACAAGUAGUCACGAACAUCUUGAACAGCUAUGCCACUUCUCGACGUAGUGGAUGGCUUCCCCUCUAGUUAUUCAUCUACUAUCAACUUUGCCAUGGUUUGAUUAUUACAUUGACAACGCGUUCUAUAUAAAUGCAGACCCAAUGAUAGACAAAACAUACAAAAAUGCGUGUUUUACCAGCCAAGGGCAAAGAGAUACCGGUAUGUCAUAUGUAUGGACUGCUGGAUCUUGUUGCUCAUUUUUAUCCCUCCACGAAGGGGUUUAUCCCGUGGUAGGCGGUGCAAGUUGGAGCCACCCCAUCUGUUUCUAUUCAUUGUCUAGCUUACUUAGGAUAUAGAAU
Molecule: messenger RNA, 2408 nt
Organism: Xylaria bambusicola
Lineage: Eukaryota; Fungi; Ascomycota; Sordariomycetes; Xylariales; Xylariaceae
Product: Alg9-like mannosyltransferase family-domain-containing protein
Exons: 3
Coding region: 200-1879 (559 amino acids)
Biological process (GO): protein N-linked glycosylation
Cellular component (GO): endoplasmic reticulum membrane
Molecular function (GO): alpha-1,6-mannosyltransferase activity
Source: RefSeq, a predicted model, not a curated record